Molecule: messenger RNA, 2107 nt
Organism: Poeciliopsis prolifica (blackstripe livebearer)
Lineage: Eukaryota; Metazoa; Chordata; Actinopteri; Cyprinodontiformes; Poeciliidae
Gene: hsh2d
Product: hematopoietic SH2 domain containing
Exons: 6
Coding region: 60-1151 (363 amino acids)
Cellular component (GO): cytoplasm
Source: RefSeq, a predicted model, not a curated record
UCAGUGCAUUUCAUGAAAACACUUCCUAAAAAAGGAACGACGAAUACUGAGAAGGGACGAUGGAGUGGAGUCAGCCGACCCAGGGUCAAAAGGAUCCUUUUACCUGGUUCACAGAGUCCCAGCUGCGGUCUGUGUUCGGGAACGGCUCGGUUCCAGAUUGGUUUCAUGGGACCAUUACGAGGAAGACAGCUGAAGAACGGCUCACAUUGAAGCCGCCUGGCUACUUCCUCAUCAGAGUCAGCGAGAGCAGAGUUGGCUACACCCUCUCAUAUCGUGAAGACGAACACUGCAGACAUUUCAUGAUUGAUGUCCUGGAGGACGGCCAGUACAUCAUAAUAGGCGAGAACAGGACUCACAGGAGUCUGCAGGACCUGGUGGACUUUCAUCGCCGGAAUCCCAUCCUGCCUUUCAAUCAGGUGCUAACUGUUGCUUGUGGACAGUCAUCAGCUAACUCUAUAGACUAUGCAGAACUACUGUUCUCCCAAAGACCCCGAAGUUACUCCACCAGUGUGCUACCCAGUAACCUCCGGCAGCCCAACCCGAGUCAACCACAACAAGCGGACGAGCUCCCACCCGCCCUUCCUUAUCGUCCCAACAACCUGAGGAACUCUGCACUCUUUCUCCCAAACAGCCAACCAAACAGACUCUACCCUAGUUUGGAGGAAGAUUUCCAACACUUCACCUCUCCUCUUCCUGCUUCGCCAGCACCAAAUAUGAGGAAAAGCUCUCCAUGGAUCCAGCCUCCUGAGGUCCCUUUGAGGAAUCAUGUUGUCCAAAAGCAAAACCUUGUCUGCGGCACAACAACAACCUUGGUGUCUGACAGCUCCUCUACGCCGACAGCCACCGAGAGAAAACUCUUCACCAACAACCAGCCAGUGAAGUCACAGAAUCUGAUGCCAUUAGUCGCUGUGAACCUAAAGAGCAUCAAGAAGAAAUUCCAGAAGAAGAUGAGCAACCCACAGGAAAACGUCUAUGCAGAGAUUACUGACGGGCCAAAUAACAGCAGCGCAGUCAUGGAAAACGAAUACCAGGAAAUCACAGGAGAGCUCACAUUUCGUGGUCCCCCUCAGCACCACACAGAUGUGAGACUAAACAAUCAAAUGCUACCUCAGGAGUACAGAUCACCUCCACCUUUUGCUCCAGGCUACUGAGAUACUGGCAUUCAUUUUACAGCUCCCGCUAUUGACUGUGUUGUGAAUUACACUGCAAGCCCAUCAGUAGAUAGCAAGGAGAAAUCACCGGAUCAAGAAAUCUUGACGACAAAUUUGUGAUGUGUAGAAAGGGAAUGAAUAAAAUGCGGGUUCAGUUGACAGGUCAGAUAGGACCGGUGUUCUUGUAUAUUUCAUGAGGACUUAAAACUGCUCAACAUAUUCAUCCUUUGAGCUCAAAGCAAGCUCAUUUGUCUGGCAUUGUGCUAAGUGCAUAUAUAACUUUUAGGUCAACCUUAAAAAAUAAUAAAUUAGCCUGUUUGUUCAUCUUGAUCGAGAUGUUAAACCUGCUUAAUGUUUUCAGUUUUUAAUUUGACAAAACCUGUGAAAAAAAAUGAGCAACUACCCUGAGGCAAAGUAGAAACUGUGACAUAUUGUCGAUCCAGAUUAAUCCAGAUCUAAUUUGGCUUUUAAAAGAUUAUUUUUGUUCCGUUCAGACAGGGUCAGAUUCAUUGUUACAUUGUUGGAAUUAUUUUUUGUGACAACAAAGCAAUACAUGUAAAUACAGGUAGCCUGCUGCAGUUUUUAUCCGUUAGGCAUUAACUUUCCAUAAAUGUUUUACACUUCAAUGAAGUAACAGAUCCCUGCAAAGAAAACUUAAGAAAAAAAUGUUACUGAGUGCUACAGCAGACAAAUGGGUGAUGCAUUUGACAACAUCUGUUAUCAAAAAGGUGCAAUUGAAAGAGAGAAAAUGAAUACUGGUCAUAUAAAGUGAGUUAAAACAGUUGUUGCAAACAGUUUUCAAUGAAAAAUGUAUAAUGUAUAAUAUGUACCCCUGUAACUUUCUAAUGUAUAUUCAAUGCAGACUUUAAUGGAUGCAAAACAUGUUAUGUCACAUUUAUACUUUUGAAUAUGGAUGUAAUAUCAUUAAAUGACUCAAAUAAAGCACUUUAAGAGAU